UUCUCUUUCUCCCUCUCCCUCUACGUGUUCCCUCCCCUGUCCUAGCCAUCUACGAUUGUGCAGGGGCAUACGCUCCGCUUACUCUCUUUGACAAGGGGGAACCCAGACACAGCAAGCAAUAGAUGUGCGCCCCCCAAAAGAGAAAAGGGAAAGAAAAAAAGGAGGGAUCCCUCCCACAUUACGGCAGAAGAAAGGGAAGGGAGAAUGUCGCAGGGAACUGGAACAACUGGCAUUGAAUCACUACUGUUACAGCAUCAGGACCAGAGUGGGGGAGAUGAGGCCUGAUCAGGUUGCCUGCUCCUAUCUACAGGAGGGGGUGAGCAGCAGAUGCAGAAUAGAAAAAAGCAUUCACCAUUAUAAGACAGCACAAUGAGGGGUUAAGGAAGAAGAAAGAAUAACAUGAAAAAAGGGAAACACAAUUAAUACUGUGGGAGGAAAGUGGGUGGUUGGGGGUUCGUAGGACAAUUAGGGUUGAUAGAGGGAUUGUAGUAAUGCCUAUAGCAAAAGAUGUUAGGAAUAUACAAUUCUGUAUAUUGUUCAUGUGAGAGACAGCGAGAAGGCAGAAAUACAGUACAGUGAUGGGGGAAGGGAAAACAGAAUGGAAAUUAAGGUAGCGUAAAAACACAUUAGGAAAAGGAACAUGGAAAAUAAGAGAUUUAAACAGCAGCAAAAAUAUAGAUUUGACGAAAAAGGAGCAGAGAAGGGGACAAGAUAAACAGAGGGUGGAGAAAAGAGCAAGGCUUUAGAUGAAGAAAGGAAAAUGAUGGAGGAUGUUAGAGGAAUAUGGGGAGGAUAUAGCAAGACACUGAUAUUUUGUCCUAAAUAGAUUGGAGAAAUUGCUCUUUACUCAUUUUAUGCUUCUUACACCAUCUGUACUUCCCUUUAUGUCGACUGAUUGUGGAUGCAAAGAGGACAUUUGUGCAUUUGGUUGCCUGGUGAAGACAAUCUGAACAGAGACCGCUGGCCAUCUGAUACACUGCAGUUACUGGGAAUGUUAUCUUAACCUCAAAGCAGGAGAAAAUCAGAGAGCAGACUUCUCCAUCUUAUGAAAUCCAAGAACAGACGGACUACUUACCCUUCUAGCAAGGAGUGCCAGUCCCUCUUUCGGAUGUAAAACCGUCUUUCCUCCCCUGAUGCCCUAUUUUCAAAUAGAUUUUAAUCAAUAUUUAUUUCAAGACCAAGACCAUCUGCUUUACUGCCCCACACAGACAUUGGGCAAAUUUACUAGCCCCUUUCAGUUUAUCCCACAUCCCAUGCUCCUGUUCCUUUUACUGUAGUAAUCACCUUCUCCGAAAACUCAUAUAGAACACCUUUGUGAACUGAGAAAAUUUGAAAGCCCUCCCCCAAAGGGGGCUAAGAAACAUUGUGAGGGUGUUUUAUAGUGUGAAGGGAGGGGGUGCAGGGGAAGAGGGGUUGCAGGCGUUAAGAUGCAGAGCUCCCCCCAGAGGAGAGAGGCUGCAGAGGAGGCUGGAGGCCUCUCUCUGAAUCAUGUGCUCUCGGGGGGUGGGGAGGACUACGGAGCAAGGGGGGCGCUGUGGCAGAGCUGGGGAGAGAGAGAGAAUCCGAAGCAGAGUUCGGGCCGUCAUCGGACAACUGGAAGGCAUCUUACGAGAUCUCAAGGAAGUGGCCAAAGAGUUAAGAGAGGUGGUGGAGCAAAUAGACAGACUCACUUCGGACUUUGAGUUUGAGUUGGACACAGACGAUUGGACCCCAGGAACUGUUAGCAGCACAUCCAGCAGUGAGAAAGGAGGUCCUCUCUGUGAUCUGGGACCCUUGGACUUCCUUAGCUCAGACAGUUGGGAAUUCUGUUCUUUCCUCGAAGCCUCCACCCCAUCUGAUUCUGGAGAUGGAUCAGAUCGCCCCUCUGACUUUAGAUUACUUAAUGGUGGGGCCACUCCCAAUGGACCAGACUCCUCUAGUGAAGAAACUCCCAUCCCACCACAAAAACCUCCAACAAGGACCCCUGGAUCUAGGGACAGGGUUAGGUUUAGUGACAAGGUUCUAUACCAUGCACUCUGCUGUGAUGACAGUGAAGACCCUCCCUUUACACAGGACACUUUGCGGGAUACCCCUAGACCUGCAGCCCCCAGUACUGUUUUAAAGAACAAACAAGGAGGGCUGGCUGGAGUCAAGAAGGGGACCAGAAACUGCAGUACCCAAACUGUGUGUGACAAAAGCACCCAAACUGUGCUACCAUAUGUGCCGAAAAAAGGAAAAGAUAAGCGCUAAGUGACGAGCAAGAAUAUAGUGGACUUUAGUAUAGUAAAGGAAACAAAACAGAUUGGUGUAGAUUUAAAAGUAAAUGGUACAAGGUAUGGAAGUAAGUCUGGACUGUAACAGAGAUAUGAAAAACAUUUUGUAUUAGAAGUUAGAGUGAGAGGGCUGAGUGUAACAUAAUAAACAGUACAGGGGAUGAGGUGUGUAGCAUGGGCUAUAUUCAAGCUCUUACCAAUUAUGUAUUAUGGGCAAUAUAUGGUGCACUUUUUAAUCUUUCAUAUAAACUGGGGGGGGGGGCAGGAGAGACUCAUACCCCACGCUAUAACCUCACAUCCCCUGCAGUGACCUCACAUCUUUCUGUUCCUUGUACCAGCAAAAUGUUCACGUCACAUCUAUAAUAUUAAAGAGUAAACUAAA
Messenger RNA from Spea bombifrons (plains spadefoot toad), 2634 nucleotides. RefSeq names its product inhibitory synaptic factor 1 (gene INSYN1). The record is from RefSeq and is a predicted model, not a curated record. Lineage: Eukaryota; Metazoa; Chordata; Amphibia; Anura; Pelobatidae. Bases 1489 to 2229 code for a protein of 246 amino acids. Gene Ontology annotation, biological process: inhibitory postsynaptic potential. Gene Ontology annotation, cellular component: postsynaptic density. The transcript is spliced from 4 exons.